CUUCGUCCUGGUUUUUUCGCUCGCGGUUUUGCAAGCGCUCAAGAUAUAUCUACACUUCUUUUGGUCGAACGCAAUGGUAAUUCUAUCGCCUCCUCUACCUUCAAUUCUCUCACUGCUGCUACUAAGUUAGGAGGUGAGGUAACAGCCCUUGUGGCAGGUGAAGAGCCAGACAAUGUCGCUUCUGAAAUUUCAACGAUCACCGGUAUAUCCAAGAAGAAGUUUAAUUUUACUCAUUUGGUAGCUCCUCAUUCAGCAUUUGGCAAAAAUAUUAUGCCCCGAGUCGCUGCUUUACUAGAUGUUGCACAAAUUUCUGAUAUAAUUGAUAUUGAAUCCUCAGACGUUUUUAUAAGGCCGAUUUAUGCUGGAAAUGCUAUCUCUAAAGUAAAGUCAAAAGAUCCUACAAAAGUUAUUACUGUCCGAGGAACCGCGUUUCCUCCUUCUAAUGUAGCUGGCAAUAAUGCUGCUAUUGAAGUGGCACCAGAUGCUGAAAAACCUUCAAUGACUGAAUGGAUUAGUGAAGAUCUUCAAAAAGGUGAUCGUCCUGAGCUUGGAACUGCAACAAGAGUUGUGUCUGGGGGUAGAGCAUUAAAAAAUCUUGGUGGUUCAAGAGCUGCUGUUGAUUCAGGUUAUUGUGAUAAUGCACUACAGGUGGGGCAAACGGGAAAAGUUGUCGCUCCAGAAUUAUAUUUGGCUGUUGGCAUUAGCGGCGCAAUCCAACACGUAGCGGGAAUGAAGGAUAGUAAAAUGAUAGUAGCAAUCAAUACUGAUGCCGAGGCCCCAAUAUUCCAGAUUGCGGAUUAUGGACUUGUUGCUGAUUUAUUCCAAGCUGUUCCAGAGCUAACGGAGAAAGUGAAAAAUUAA
Molecule: messenger RNA, 861 nt
Organism: Racocetra persica
Lineage: Eukaryota; Fungi; Glomeromycota; Glomeromycetes; Diversisporales; Gigasporaceae
Source: the annotation of a GenBank genome assembly